Dracunculus medinensis (Guinea worm) is the source of this 489-nucleotide messenger RNA. NCBI's taxonomy places the organism in Eukaryota, Metazoa, Nematoda, Chromadorea, Rhabditida, Dracunculidae. The record is from the annotation of a GenBank genome assembly.
AUGGUACAAGGUAUCAAUGGGACACCUGUUAAGGAUCGCCUCAUAAGAUGGAAGAAUUUUUUGAGCCCAAACAACCAUGAUGCGCCAUUUGUUGUCCCGAAUAUAACUGAUUCGGGAUCGUCAAUCCAUAUGACAGGUAUAUGGAAGUCAAUCAAGACCUGGACUGAUACGGUCAGAAAAGAUUUUGAACGUAUAGAUGGACCAGCAAUAUAUGGACUUAGACGAUGGAAAAAGGAAUGGCUUCCAUUACUGUCGACAAUGGCAUCAGAUCGCCGCUUGGAAGCGUUUUAUUCUUGUAGGCGUUGGAGCCAGCCUAAACAACUGGGUAAUGAUAACAUCGCUUGUCGGGAUGUGCAAAUCAGUCCAGAGCAUAGCAUCACGGACCUUGAAUACGCUAAUGAUGUAGUCCUUUUUGCUGACAGUUAUAAUGAAAUGCAAAUAAUGUAUCAACAAUUGCAGCGAGAACUAUCCUCAAAAUUAAUGAUGUAA